UAGUAGUAGUAGUAGUAUCAUUAUUAUUAUUUUACAUUUUAAUUUUUUUACAUUCACGUCUGAAAAUUGUCUCAUGUUUAGCAUUAAGAGGCUGCGCAGCCGCCGCCAUCUUUGUUGUAUAUAGUUUCCAUGGUUACUGAGGUACCCGGGGAGCUGAGCGGCUGAGGCCUGGUGCUUACACAGUGUCCGUCUUUUCCAAGAUCUUUUAAUGUAUUCAGAAAGAAAAAGCCCCUUGGACAAAAAUAUAAUAUGUCUUUAAUAAAUCAAUAACAAAAACAAUACGGAAUUUACCAUUAAACCUCUGAAUGAUCAAGAAAAAAAUAACAUGUAUUUCCAAUGAGGCUAUGAGGCUAUGAAUCGUAGGAAAACAAGAUUAAUUAUAUAAUUUGGACUCCAGAGUUUUAAUACUAAGCAUCAUUUGUUAAGUGUCAAUUUUUAAAUUUUUAGUUAUUUUCGUGAAAACGAAGUCGUCAACAAACAGAUAUUUUUUCGUAUGACGUGUUUAAAUUAAAACAAUAUACAACAAUAUAAUUUCACUAAAAAUUGAUGUGCAUUACCCUACUGGUUUAUGUUUGGCUUUUCACUACAUUUCCCAAGAAUCCACGCGCCGGAACUCGCUACACGAGGCGGAAGCAUGAGAAGGGUAAGCCGGACACCCUGUGAGGACGGUCCGCUGCUGGAGGAGCAGGAGACCGAAGGCCAGCGGCAGCUUCACAGCCUCCUUCUUCAGCAGCUCGACACUGAUGUUGAUAUUAAUCGAUGUGUAGCCAAAAAGCAGUGCUUUGCUCCAGCAGCUCUCUAUCGGCCGUUUGGGGAGCAGGCAGCCGGCGUACGGAGCCUUUCACAGUUUCAGGCCCUGCAGGACACGGAGAAGGAGUUGGCCAGUCUGCGGGAGCUUGGCCUCACUGAGGCUGAGAUCCAGCUGUGGCAGAGCAAAGAUGCACCAGAGGCAGAAGAGAAGUCCCACGGCGUGUGUGCAGCUCCGUGUGCAAGACAGCAGCGGCUGCAAGUAAUCAGAGAGAAGAUCGAAGCCAGGGAGGAGCUCCUGUGUCGGCCGCAGCGCUUUGCAGCCAGCCGGCCACUGUCGCGCCGGGAGAUGGAGAUUGAACAAGCUCUUUACCAGGGGAAUGACCGGCUUGGAUUUCUUACUGCGCUUUACCAUCGAGGUGACAACAACCAGGAAGGCCAGCAGGGGGCAACACCUUCUGAUCCCAUGAACUCACUCUAUAGAGAUGUUCUCAGUAAGGAAGCUUUACCUCAAGACUCUGAGCGAGAAACACCUGCAGCAUCACAGUCUACACAGUCUGUAUGCGACCAGUCACACAGCAUUGAUAAUGAGAGAGAGAAGGACAGUUUACAGUCAGUGACAAACAGUGACAGGUCAGAAGACAACACUGAUCAUCAUUACAAACUGCAAGGUGAAAAAUGUAGGUCAUCGGGACACACCGAGUCUGGAGCUGUGACCUCACAGCAGCACACUCAGAACAAAUCGAAGCAUCAGAGUUUGGCGACUCCAGCAAAGAUAACUAUAAGCCAACCGAUCGGCAGUCUGUGUGGAGUGGCGAGGUCACAAUCAGGUGGGCCGCUGACUGUCAGAGGAGAGAUCGAGACAGUUACAGAUGAAGAAAUCCGGAUGAACCGUGAAUCUGAGGAAGGGAUACGGAGCAUACCGAGGUUUCAAAACUACCAGCCAGGAAACCCCUCCAAGGUGCUUUGUGUAAAGAACCUGAGUGCACAGGCAUCAGUGGCACAGUUGGUGGCACUGUUCUCAAGGUUUGAGCCGGAGAGCGGACCCCCAGUUUUAUACCGCCUGCUGACGGGAAGGAUGAAGGGUCAGGCCUUCAUCACGCUGCCAGAUGCUGAAACAGCCCAAAAAGCCCUGCAAUUGGCCCAUGGAUUCAGGUUGCUAGGGAAACCGCUCGUGGUGGAGUUUGGCCGCGAGCGACAGGAAGAGAAGAGACAAAGGGAGAAUGAAGUGCAGGAUGAAAAGAAAUAAAAAAAAAAACUAAAUUGGGUUUAUUUGGCACAACAUGAAGUCUUCAGAGUGAAGAAUCAGGACAAAAUGUAAUGAGUGUAUUUAUUAACAAUAACUGUUCUAAAUGAAACAGCUCUGUAAAAGGAAUGUUUUUAACAUUUUAGUUAUUUAUAAUGUUUUAUCUGAUCACCAUACAUUAGCAUUAUGAGUAAAUAUAAGUUUAGUCAGGAGUUGUGCUCGUCAUGUGCUGAUCGUCUGCAGGAAUAGAACAUGAAGGUGCUUCUGUAUGUGACCACUAGAUGGAGACAUUCAGACAUUAGUCAACUGGAUGAGCUUUGUUCAGUUCGUGUAUUGUUUAUCCUAACACUGAUGUAGUACCAGAGCAGUAUUUUCACAUGCACAUGUUCUAAUGUGCCUUCUGUUGAUGUCAGCAGUUUCAGUUAUUAUUUUCAUGAUAGUUAGACAAAUUAAAGCUAGAUCACAGAACAAAUUUUAUGUAACCUACAACUUUUAUUUGUAAAGUGUUAGAAUAAAGUGUACAGAAUAUUUUAUAUGUGAGGAAAGAGGUUUGUUUUUCCCACGGCCUGAAUCCUUGGUUCAGUUAUCUGAAACCUUUGAACCCAUUUAAUUCCUGUUUUAGUGAGUUUGGCCAACAGAGACUCUCUGGAAUUUGUUAUAUUAGAUUUUCUGUAACAAAUGUCGCAGCUAAAAGCCAAACUUCUAAGGAACCUUGAAAAAAGAGUUUUGUGUUGCAGUGCGUCUGAUUUUAAAGCUCUUUUAUGUUUUGUUGCAUCUUGACUGACUGAACAUGGUGCUUGUGUUGAUUCACCUUGAACUGAGGUGAAUGGUGAAUGAGUCCAGAGGCCAGUCUUCUGCAUUAUAUUCAUAAUAUCUCAUCGCACCUUGCUUUCAUAUUUUUCUAUGUUAUUUUUGUGUAAAUAACAGUUGCACCUGUACUCGUCUCUGAACUGACCCAGUUGUCUCAUGUAUCCUGGUUUCACGUUCCACCUGUUGGUCAAACAUAAACUGUGUAUUGAUUAGA
Molecule: messenger RNA, 3017 nt
Organism: Betta splendens (Siamese fighting fish)
Lineage: Eukaryota; Metazoa; Chordata; Actinopteri; Anabantiformes; Osphronemidae
Gene: rbm41
Product: RNA binding motif protein 41
Exons: 7
Coding region: 569-1996 (475 amino acids)
Biological process (GO): mRNA splicing, via spliceosome
Cellular component (GO): U12-type spliceosomal complex
Molecular function (GO): U12 snRNA binding; pre-mRNA intronic binding
Source: RefSeq, a predicted model, not a curated record